Molecule: messenger RNA, 2453 nt
Organism: Condylura cristata (star-nosed mole)
Lineage: Eukaryota; Metazoa; Chordata; Mammalia; Eulipotyphla; Talpidae
Gene: KDM8
Product: lysine (K)-specific demethylase 8
Exons: 8
Coding region: 168-1406 (412 amino acids)
Cellular component (GO): nucleus
Molecular function (GO): histone H3K36 demethylase activity
Source: RefSeq, a predicted model, not a curated record
CACUCCUCGCCGAGCCUUACUCGGUGAAGAAUUGGAGUGUCCCAAGCAACAGGAACAAGUCGUGGCCAGUUCCUGAACAACUUGACACGGUCUGGGCGCGAGAGAGCACUGGCAGGUGUCUAGCACACACACACAGCACCAGGCCGUGCUGGCAGAGGCCCAGGGCAAUGGCUGAGGGCAGCGCCCCUGAGUGCCCGGGUGGGCUCUGGGAGGCCCUGAGGGCGCUGCUGCCCCGCACACGGGAAGAACUGAAGCUGGACCUCGGCGAGCACGUGGAGGCUGGGGUGGCAUUGCUGCUGCAGAGGGCUACCCGGGAGUUCUACGCAGGCCAGUGGCGUGAGUGUCUGCAGUCGAGCGAGGGGAUCCUCGACUAUGCCUGGGAGAGGCUCAACACCGGGCCGUGGCGGGACGUGCACAAAGACUGGCGGCGAGUCUACGCCUUCAGCUGCCUCCUGAAAGCUGUGUGUCUGUGCCGGCCACCUGCCGACGCGGCCACGGUGGCCGCCGCCCUCAAGGUCUGUGACAUGGGCCUGCUGAUGGGCGCGGCCAUCCUGGGCGACAUCCUCAUUAAGGUCGCAGCCAUCCUCCAGACACACCUGUUCUCUGGAAAAAGGCCUGGGCCAGGCCCUGCCCUGGAGCAGACCAGCCGGAAGAGAGCGAGGAACGAGCACGUUUCGAUUCCAGAUGUGGAGUCAGAAAGAGCAGUCCCCCGUCUUCGCUGCCCGUCCCUCCAGUACUUCAGGGAGCAUUUUUUAGCUCCAGGGAGGCCUGUGAUCUUAGAAGGCGUAGCAGAUCACUGGCCCUGCAUGAGGAAGUGGAGUCUGCCCUAUAUCCAAGAGGUCGCUGGCUGCCGCACUGUCCCGGUGGAAGUUGGGUCCAGGUACACAGAUGAGGAAUGGUCCCAGACGCUCAUGACCGUCAGUGAGUUCAUCAGCAGAUACAUCACCAGCGAGCCCAAGGACAUCGGGUACCUGGCUCAGCACCAGCUCUUUGAUCAAAUCCCAGAGCUGAAGCAGGACAUCAGCAUCCCAGACUACUGCAGCCUGGGCAACGGGGAGGAAGAGGAGAUCACCAUUAAUGCCUGGUUUGGUCCCAGAGGAACUGUCUCCCCACUCCAUCAGGAUCCCCAGCAAAACUUCCUCACCCAGGUGAUGGGGAGGAAAUACGUUCGGCUGUAUGCCCCACAGGAGGGAGAUGCUUUAUACCCUCACGACACACACCUUCUUCAUAACACAAGCCAGGUUGACGUGGAGAAGCCUGACCUAGAGAAGUUCCCCAAGUUUGCAGAGGCCCCCUUCCAGUCCUGCAUUCUGUCUCCUGGGGACAUGCUGUUCAUCCCGGUCAAGUACUGGCAUUAUGUGCGAGCCCUGGAUCUCAGCUUUUCAGUCAGCUUCUGGUGGUCAUAGCCAGGAUGACAGCGCUGAGCACAGACAGUGCUAUGAGCACUCGCUGCUCCAUGCCCCACCUGGUUCUGGGAUGAGCCAGGCCAGGUGGAGCCUGUGCCCUGAAGAGCCUGAGCUCAGGCACCAGCAGAACCAGGCCAAAGGCAGCUGAGGUGGAGGCAGGCUCCUGACAGGCAUGGCGGCAGAGGCAGACGGGAGAGACCCCAGGACAUUAACAGGUGACAUUGCCCAGGAAGACUCCUGGGCUCUAAGAUUAGCCUCAGACCCAGUCCUGUCACUGAACUGCCAUGACCUGGGACAAGAUACUUCCCUGUGCUGGGGAGGGUAGCACUGGUCCCCACCACAGAGGGAGCCAGAGGGAAUGCGUGCAGGCCCCCUGCUACACUGCUAGUGUUCACUGCUGUCUGCAGUCUUAAUGACUGUUACUAGUUCUGUCAUAACUGGGUAACUGGGCCUCUGAGGUCAGUCCCAGCCUACAGACGCUGGAGUGUGGCCUGGUCACCACAGAGGGUUCAUUCCCCCCACCCCGCAACUUACCCAGCUCAGAUUCCUGCUGGACAAGGCAAAGUGCAGGAGCCUUGAUGCUAUCACUGCCUCCCAAGACUUGCACAGACCACCCAUGAAUUUUCAGCCAUGCACCCUCCCUAUAACCAGUUUCUGAAUUAAGAAACCACUACCCCUGGCACCCCGAAGCCCUCUGCCUUCCCCCUGCAGGCUCCACCUCUCCAGGAGUCACUGCCACCUGACUCUGCACUCCAACAACAUUCACUAUGCUGCAAGGUGAAGGGUAAUGUGCUGCAAACCACCGUAACAUCUAAAAGCUAAUAAAUCUAAAAUGAACAACCUUCUAGCAGAGGUUUCAGUCUCUCGCACUUGGUGUAGAGGAGGGUAGCCUGUCCUGCUAGCAGGAUUCCAGCUGGCAGAACUGUAGCAGAAACACUGCACAGCUUUGGGUAUUAUGACUCAACUUCUAGAAGAAUCUGAAGGAGACAUUAGAAAGAUGGUGGCCACGUGACAGCCAGUGUAAGAAAAACACUUGUUCUCCUUUAA